Zootoca vivipara (common lizard) is the source of this 9064-nucleotide messenger RNA. The record is from RefSeq and is a predicted model, not a curated record. Lineage: Eukaryota; Metazoa; Chordata; Lepidosauria; Squamata; Lacertidae.
AGCAGCAGCAGCAGGCAGGCCCGGCCGGGAGGAAGAGGCAGCCCAACCGCGAGAGGCCCGCCGCGGCCGAGGACGAUGCCCUCAACCAGAUCGCUCGCGAGCUAAUGGAAUCAGGACCCCCUUCUUCAUGCCAUCGACAAGCAAGCAGAUCCAGUUAGGCUGUUUUGUUUGGAUGUGUGCCGGAAAAGUGACUCAACCAGAUGACAACGCGCAGUGGAGAAUGGCUUGUGUAGUAGGCAUGGAAUCACUUGAGAAUCUAAUCAUAAGAGGCUGAAGCGAGGCUUGCAGCUAAGCGUGCAGCACGGGCUGAAGCACGAGAAAUCCGAAUGAAGGAACUGGAGAGGCAGCAAAAGGAGAUCUAUCAAAUUCAAAAGAAAUAUUAUGGUCUGGAUACAAAGUUUGGCGACAUCGAGCAGUGGAUGGAAGAUACUGAGCGUUACACCCAUAAACCCAGAAGAAAUGCCUCGGCUUCAGAUGAAGAUGAGCGCAUGUCUGUGGGUAGCCGCGGAAGCCUAAGGACUGGAUUAGAGACAGAGAGGACCAAAAGGAUGAACUUCAAAACAACAAAUGGUUACGAAGAAGAGAUGUAUGGUUCAUCCCAGAGUAGAAAAUCUAGCAGGGCUUCCUGCUACUCUGACCUUAGUCUUCCUUGCAGUGGUUUUCCUUCCAAAUCCCAACCUUCUUCCCAGAAUGGAAACCGGGCAUCUCUGUAUGAUGAGAACUUUAACAGUGGGAAUCGUCGGUAUAGUGCCUCUAGUUCACGUCCUCCUUCGGAAUACAGUUGCUACCUCGGCUCAGGAUCUCGAGCUUCUUCUAGAGCUAGUUCUGCUCGUGCAAGUCCUGUGGUUGAAGAAAGGCCUGAAAAAGACUUUGAGAAGGGGGUUCGUACUGUGUCAAGCCUGUCAGCAGCUACACUGGCCUCUCUAGGUGGAACUUCUUCCCGGCGAGGCAGUGGAGAUACCUCCAUCUCGGUUGAUACUGAAGCAUCUAUUAGAGAAAUUAAGGAUAUCAAUGAGUUAAAGGACCAGAUUCAGGAUGUAGAAGGAAAAUACAUGCAGGGACUGAAGGAAAUGAAGGACUCUCUAGCUGAAGUUGAAGAGAAAUAUAAGAAGGCUAUGGUAUCAAAUGCUCAGUUAGAUAAUGAGAAAACCAAUUUCAUGUAUCAAGUAGACACCUUGAAGGAUGCGUUGUUGGAAUUGGAAGAACAGCUUGCAGAAUCUAAGAGACAAUAUGAAGAGAAAAACAAAGAUUUUGAGAGGGAAAAACACGCCCAUACUAUAUUGCAGUUUCAGUUCAUGGAAGUCAAAGAGACUUUGAAACAAAGAGAAGAACUACUUGCAGAAAUCCGACAACUACAGCAGAAACAGGAGGGCUAUGUCAGGGAAAUGUCUGAUCUUCAGGAGACAAUAGAAUGGAAAGAAAAAAAGAUAGGGGCAUUAGAGAGGCAGAAAGAGUUCUUUGAUUCCAUAAGAAGUGAGCGAGAUGAUCUUAGAGAGGAGGUGGUUGUGCUGAAGGAACAAUUGAAGCGACAUGGAAUAAUACCCAACUCAGAAGUAGCUACCAAUGGAGAAACCUCUGGCGAUCUAGAUAAUGAUGGACUACAAAGUUCUUCCAAUAUUGCUCCAGGGUCAACUCAUCCCCCUAAGGGAGCUGGGGAUGAUACAUUAGGCAGAGCCAAGGAAGUGGAGAUGAAAAAUGAGAUUUUGGAGAAUGUGGGGGAAAAAGAAAUCUUGCAGAAUACUGAGCAUGAGGAACACACAGAGGAGACUAAGGAACAGGAAAUUGUGCAGGAAUGUUCAGAGAUAAAGACGUUGCAUGCUGAUGAAAAUGCGGAGGCAGAGAAAAUCACUGAAGGCAAAGUGGCAUCAACAUUGUUGUUAAGUAGUGGACUUGAGGAACCAGCUAAGAGUCAUUCAGAGCAUGUUCCAGGAAUUGUUUGUUCCCUUGAAAACAGUGGUAUAGUUGAAUUAAGGGGUGAGGGGGGGUUCCUUGAUAAUACCAUAGAAGUGAAAGUGUCUGAUGGAAAUGUUAUAAAUAAAAGUGAUACUGAAGUAGCAUGUUCAGGUAUUGAGGCUAAUGAGCAGAUACCUACAGGUUUAGAAAUACUUCCCCAACAGCAGGAUAAAGAUAAGCAAACACAUAUUGUAGGUGAUGAGGCAGAAGGCGAUAAUAACGAAGUAUUUCAGGAAGCUUUGGAUUUUGUGAAUAACAGCCAUGUGGCAACUUCCAGUCAAUCAGAAUCACCAGAAUUGGCAGAAGAUUUGCUUAUCAAAGUGCCGAGUAUGGAUCCUUCUAUUGAACAGCCGGAAAGCAAAAUUGUCGAGAGACAUCUUCUUGAAGGUGGACACAUCAAACUAAUUGAUAAAACAGACUGGGAUAAAAAUGAAACUGGUGGAAUUAAUAAAGUGAAUGAGAAGGAACAUGCCGUGCAGCAGCGGGCGUGUGAAGUAGCAGCAGAACAAACUGAAAUAUCUUAUGCAUCAGAUGAGUCUGAAGAACAAAAACAAGUUGGAAUGGAAAAAACUCAGCCCUUAUCUUCAAAAGAUGAUACAUUUGUUGAAGAGGAACAAACUCUGCAAGUGAUUGGAGCCAGUGAAAAGAAUGAAGAAAAUCCUGCUAUGGAGACUGAUCAGAGAGCAGCUUUAGCGGAAGCACUGGAUGUACAUUUAGAUGUUAUUAUGAAAGAAACUGCUGCAGAUGGUGUGAGUCACAGUGAAUGCCAGAUCCCCGAGGAAAGGAACUUAGACCAUGAGGAUGAUUCUAAGAAACAUGGGGACAUUAAAUCAGAAUUCAUAGAUGAUGGCAAAACUCUGUCAGACACCCGGAUAGCACAGGAAGAAGUUGCUGAUGACAAUAAUGAAGAAGACUAUAAGCCAGCACAAGUUACAGACUGGCCUACAGAAGAGCAAAGUGUAAAUAAACAAGAGGAAACUUUUCAGGAAUCUGCUAGAACUGCAUGUGUAUAUAUGCAGGGCAUUGAAGUAAACAAAGGAAGUGAAGAAGACAAGAAUCGUGAAAAAACAGAAGAAAAGAUUCUUGACGUUGUGCCAGAUAUUGAGAAGGCUCCUUGCCUCACCUCACAGAAGGCUGAAUUCAGUGAUCAAAACAGAAAGCUUGACAAUGAAGAAGAAGAAGAAGUUGUGGAGGAAUAUCAUGAAGCAUUUGAUUUUGCAGAGUCUCCAUUUGGACAACAGGAAACUACUGAAAAGAAUGAUAAUCUUAAUAAUGAGCUUGAGACAAAUAAUCACCAAACGCAAGAGAAAGGUGAGAUUACAGAACGUGCAGCACAGAAUAUAAUCAAAAAGGACACUGAAAUGGAGCGCAGAGAUGAAGAAAGAGAUGCUGAAGAAAAUAAAAAAGGUAAAACCUACCAAGCCUUAGCAGAUGAGGUCAUAAAUGAAUCCACCGUGACUGGAAGUGAAAUUACCCAGCAGCAGCAAGGGAAAGAAUCGGAGGAAGCUGCAAGCUUUCAAACAGAUCCUUCUGUUUCCGUGGCCUCAAACGCACAGUGUGAAAUUUUGGGAGACCCGAGCAAAAAGAUGUUAGAUGAAAUCAAUAUAGAUCACGUUGCUGAAUAUACUGCAGAGCAGUUAGAAAAACUAAAAAGUGAUGCGAGUGAAAGUGAAGAGGAAGUCCAGGUGGGUAGAAAGGGUAAAGGUAAAUCUCGGGAAGAUUGUGUCAUAUCGUGACCUCAGAAGCUAGGUCAUUCUUGCAUGUUACAAACCUGUCAUCUGAUGAUUUCAGAGUAAAUAUGCUGUUUUAAACAAAAGUCAAAAGGAAAAGUUUAACAGUGGAACUAGAUUCACGCUCUAAAUACAUGUUAUACAGCUUGUUGUCUAUAUCAAUCAUGAAAGAAUAUGAACUUUUUCUUACCUCUCAGGUUUUAAUUACUGUUUAUCAUAGUAAAACAAAGCUAUUAAUCAUACUAAAUCUGAAUUAAGUGCUUUUAAUAUUUUCACCUACAGUAUAAUAUAGCAUUUGUCCCCCCCCCCACAGUAUUUUAAUGAAAGCUAAGAUUUGAAGGUUCUUAGAAACUCACCACCUUUGAAUAUACUGUAUGCUAACAAUUAUCAAACACCUUUAUUUCAGAAGCAAGUUGUUAUAAAGCACAUCAGCUUCAAUAUUGCUUUCAAAUGCUGGUAGUUUGCCAGAGGGUGAUAAAAUGGCACUUUAUACAGGUUGCAUAUUGACACAUUCCAAAUUAAGGUCACUGCUAUUGCCAAAAUAUAGUUAGGUCAAUACAGGAGUUUUGUAUAGCAUAGAAUUAAUGAACAGAAGUUGCAAGUGAAGAAUCAUUGGUUUGCUAAUAGGAAUAAAGUUACACUUUCGCCUUUUCAUAUCAAAUCAAGCCUUCACUGGACUGGAUUCAGAGCAAGUCACACUUAGAUUCCAUUAAAAUCAUUGGUGUCUGAGUUACAUUUAUUUCAGUAGAACCAAAUUAAGUUGACUGAUUCUGAAUUCAAACCACUUUGUUUAGCAAGAUCUAUAUAUAUUAUUUUAAAGAAAGUUUUGUUUCUUUUGCGCUUCAUUUAUAUUGUGCUUAGCUUUUUUUAUCAAGUAACAUUUUCUUCAAGUUAUAUCAUAUGUUCUAUCCUCCCUCCCACCCCAAAUUAAUAUUUUCUUAAAUCUAAAUCUUAAAGUCUUCCCCCUUCUUCUUUGCUGAAAUGUAGGCAAAUUUGGAUGACUUUGUGAAUGCCUUAAUAAUUGUUAUUUAAAACCACAGAACCAAAGGCAACUGUUGUUUUAUGCAUAAAACUCUAUCACGCUGCUUUAGAAAAAAUAAAUAUAUUUUUAAAUACUGUAAUGGCUAAAAUGAAAAUGGAUAAUUUCUAAUUUUUCAGCAUGUAUCUUAUUUCCAAGUUGGAGUAUUUUUAAUGCAGAAAUUAAAAAAAAUUGUAUUAGACUGUUACAAAUAAGGAUCAAAGUCUGAAUGCUUGUAGCACUGUGGCACUCAUAAUAGAUAAUAAAUGUAUUCAGCUACUAGAACACAAAAGGAAAAACAAAACAUAUAUCACACACUGAGUUGUAUAUAGAUUGAAAUAAACUUUUUGUACUCUAAGGUUUUUCUUGUCUCCUGUUUAUAAAGCACUUACAAUUCAACUGAUACUGAUCAUAAUUUUUGUUAUAUUAAUUUAUUUUUAAAAUUAUCUAGAUGGUACCUAGCUGCUUUUACCUGAUUUGUUGCUUUUAUUUUAGAUGUGGCAGUUCUUAGCAAAAGCAGUGAGUUGUAUCCACCAGUGUUGUGCAGCUGAUGGUAAAGUGGAUCAGGGUAAUAAGCGAUUUUUGGCAGUUCCCCUAUUCUCUGUGCACACCCUGAAUCUGCUUUGGAAGGUUGGAGACCCUCAAGACCAGUUUUAGGAAAGAAAGACUGAACAUUGUUUCUCUCCCCAUUCUUCUGGCAACACCAUUGGCUACAACCAUGUAACUUCAAACUUUCAAAAUUAGAUACAGUGGUACCUCUACUUACGAAUAACUCUACUUACGAAUGUUUCUACUUACGAAUGGAGCUCCGUCCGCCAUCUUGGAUGCAGUUUAGAUAGGAUUUUUUCUACUUACAAAUUUUUAGAUAGGGUUGCUUCUACUUACGAAUUUUUUCUCCCAAUGCAUUCCUAUGGGAUUUGACUUACAAUUUUUUUCGACUUAUGAAUGUGAGUUCGGAAUGCAUUAAAUUCAUAAGUAGAGGUACCACUGUAUGUUCCUCUGAAAUAAGGCUUCCAAUGAAACAGUACAGUGGUACCUCUGGUUACGAACUUAAUUCAUUCCGGAGGUCCAUUCUUAACCCAAAACUGUUCUUAACCUGAGGUACCACUUUGGCUAAUGGGGCCUCCCGCUGCCGCUGUGCUGCCCAUAAGCAAUUUCUGUUCUCAUCCUGGGGCAAACUUCUCAACCCGAGGUAAUACUUUGGGGUUAGCGGAGUUUGUAACCCGAAGUGUUUGUAACCCAAAGCGUUUGUAACCCAAAGCAUUUGUAACCCGAGGUACUACUGUAUUAGAAAACAUAGUGGAGGACAGAUUUGGGUUCCUAGGACGAGUUGAAAAUCAAUAUGCAAAAUGGACACCAUUGUGCACUGGCAGCCCGAUUUCCUGAUGAAAUCCUUUCCUGCUAUGUUUAGCAAUGAAGCUUCUCUGUUCUUCCCAUUCCUUUCCAAGGCAUGCACUGAGAAUAUGCCUGAAUUCCAGGGUAAACAGUGAUGACUACUUGGGCACCAGGCAAAGCCAGAGCUAUUAAUCAAAGGUGCAGAAUUGGUAUCAGCCAGUGAGCCAGAUCCCUCAGCCCAGUCUAACACUGCCAGACAGAUGAGAUCCAAACGACUGCUUCUCCAGAGAGACAAACAUCUGUUUGGAGGAAGGGAGCGGAAUCCACUUCCAACAAACAGAGAAAUUGAUCAACUUCCUUUCAACAAGGAAGUCCCUAGUUAGCUGAUCCCAGUGGGACUCCCUGUCAGUGCCAGUCAGCUAACUGGUGCGGACAGCGAGCCCCACUCACAAACUAGAGCUCCCUUUAGUUUCCCAAUGGUUCCUUUGUAGCUUCAGCCAUACCUGACAUCACCUAUGGGCCUGGUUUGUGAGGUGUAUCCUUACUGGACAUAUUGGAGACCUGGACUGGGUUUGAAUUGAUCUUCAGGCUAAAGGUCCCCCAGACCCCCACCGUUCCUGUUCAAGCUUCAUAUGGACAAAUGGCUCUAAAAUUGCAAUCAUUUAUUACGUUGUCAUAUGUCCGGUUUCCCCCAGACAUGUACAAUAUGUCAUUCAAAGGGUGAAAUCACCAUCUAGGGGAUUUUUUAAAAAAAAAAAUUGGCAAAAUGUCCAGGGUUUUGCAAACAGAACCAGGAAGUGUAUGUGUGAGUAUCACUAUUUCCUUUUUCCAGUAUCUAUGGAUGCACCUGCUCCCUGUACAAAGACUUGCUUUGCAAGCAGAGCCAGGAAGUGUGCAUGCAAGGAUCACUCUUCACCCUUUCCUAUCUCUAUGGUGUGCCCACAUGGUGCAUGCUGGGAUGCGGCAAAUCAGCUGAUGAAUGGCUCUCCUGCAAGGCCACGGAAAGCCCCCCUCCUUCUGGUUUCAUUUCAUUACUUUUGGCCAUUGCAAGUGGAGGAAAGGCAGGAGGUCUCCCUGGUGAGUUGCAUCUGGGGCAGGAAAAGAUUCUGCAGCUGUUCUGGAGGCAGUGCUUCAGGAUGAGUGGUGGGAAAUCCUCCCCCCGCCUGUUUAGAACAAGGCUCUCCCCCCCCCAUCUCCAAUUAAUAAACCCACCCUACAGUGAAGUUUUGCAGAGUCUGCCGGUUCCUCACCUUGCACUCCUCAAGGUGCGAAGGGCCCUGUUGCUUCUGCGGGGGUGCGGGGGGGGGGCUCAUGCCUCCCUCACCGGCUGGAUUUGCCAGGUCCUACAGUUUGCAAAAACUCCUCCUGCUGUGGUCAGCUUCCCUCCCCCAGUCUCCCAGAACCAGGAGAGUCAUGAAAAGGGCGGAGGAAAGACUGGCUGCACACAGGCACAGUCUCUGAUUGCUUGGGAAAAGCCCUGGAGAGGAGGAAACUGGGGAGGCAGUGACCUUUUAGUCUUGGGAACUGAUUUCAUGGAGUAAGACCCACAGGGAAUGAGCUCCUGUGCUCGUUAGGCCUGACACUCAGCCAAGUUUGUGGAAAUCAUGUUUUUUUUUCUAAUAAAGAGUUAACUUCAACUUUGAACUGUGUGGUUUACUGACUGGCAUGCUCUGUGGCAACCAAGUGGGUGGGACCAGGAACAUGCUUGGUACUUAAAAGAGCAUCAGCCCAUGACACAAAUUUCCCCAUGCUGGUUUGAAGACAAUUUAAGUUAUCUGAGCAAAAUACGAUAAUUGGUGCCUGGAAACUCACCAGCAUUACCGGUAUACUCUGCGGCAAACCCAGCAACCUUAUAAGCAAAAUUUUAAAAUCUAAAAUAAGAAAGAAGGGGAGAAAGGGCAGGAAACCAGGGGCCUAGUACAAAAGACUCAGGGCUCAGCGCUAUUGAGGCACCCAAAGCAGCGACAGAUUUCAUGGGGAAAGUGACACCACUGACCUUGUCCAGGUAGCUGCAUCAUUCAGACAAAGUGUCCAGCUGCAAUGGAUCACAUCACAGAAGUGACUCCCACGUGGUUCUAGCUGUAUCGUAUUCAAUAAAUAUCUAAUUUUUUAAUUGAAAUGAUGCUAUUGAUUGUGCCUAAUCGCUUUUCAGUUCAUAGAGAUGUUCCACCAUUAUAUGCCUGGGUCAGAAAAGCAGCCUGAAGUCUACAGCAAUGGUUUUUGUUGUUGUUGUUUAGUCGUUUAGUCGUGUCCGACUCUUCGUGACGCCAUGGACCAGAGCACGCCAGGCACUCCUGUCUUGCACUGCCUCCCGCAGUUUGGUCAAACUCAUGUUCGUAGCUUCGAGAACACUGUCCAACCAUCUCGUCCUCUGUCGUCCCCUUCUCCUAGUGCCCUCCAUCUUUCCCAGCAUCAGGGUCUUUUCCAGGGAGUCUUCUCUUCUCAUGAGGUGGCCAAAGUAUUGGAGCCUCAGCUUCACGAUCUGUCCUUCCAGUGAGCACUCAGGGCUGAAUUCCUUCAGAAUGGAGAGGUUUGAUUGUCUUGCAGUCCAUGGGACUUACAAGAGUCUCCUCCAGCACCAUAAUUCAAAAGCAUCAAUUCUUUGGCGAUCAGCCUUCUUUAUGGUCCAGCUCUCACUUCCAUACAUCACUACUGGGAAAACCAUAGCUUUAACUAUAUGGACCUUUGUUGGCAAGGUGAUGUCUCUGCUUUUUAAGAUGCUGUCUAGGUUUGUCAUUGCUUUUCUCCCAAGAAGCAGGCGUCUUUUAAUUUCGUGACUGCUGUCACCAUCUGCAGUGAUCAUGGAACCCAAGAAAGUUUAGUGCUUUAGUGCUGAAAUUACCUUCUUUGCAAUGUUUCCAGUUUAUAAAAUUGACAUUUACCUGAAGCUACAGCCAUCCAAGCCAUAGUUUUCUGUACUACAAAUUUCAUUCCAUGCUCCACACCUACUAAUGAAAUUUGUCCUGAAUAAAAAUGAUAGGGGCUCAGGCCUUCUGUCUUCAAAGCUUGUAUACGUAACAUAAUAAGA